UUUUUUAUUAGUUUUUACUUGUGACUUCGUUCCUGUAAUCGAGAUAAAUUUGCCUAUAAGUAGAUAGAUAAAAUGUUAUUUGAGAAAAUAGUCGAGGGUUCUUCUUAAAGGGUGAUAAUGGAGUGGUGACCCCGCCUGCGCUAUCGGUAUACCCUGGCGGGGCACCAGUGAAGGAUAAGAUGGACAGCGGAACAGCCGAAGCGUCCGGAAGCGGAAGUGAGCUGGAGUACACAACGGGCGUUCGACUGGUCGUGUUGAACCUGCCAGAAGAUGAAGGAGAAGGUCUCGGGUUUCGUCUCACCAGGACCCUAUGGGAUCCAUAUCCAUGGGUCCGUGAGGUGACGCCCGGCGCCAGAGCUGACGUGGCGGGUCUGAAAACUGGCGACUGCUUACUCCAAGCUGAUGGCAAGGAUCUGCUCGGAUUACCAGUGGGACAAGUGGCCGGUCUGAUCAGAGGUGAUGGCGCUGGACACGGCGUGUCACUGCUCGUGUGGAACUGCGGCGUGGACCCGAAAGACGAUCCUGAGCUGCUGUGGAGCUGCGGAGGUGGCGCCCGCGGCGAGAGGUCGCGGCGAGCGCUGGCGGGCGUGGUGCGCGCGCUGGCGUGCUGCGUGUGCGCAGCCACCGCCGCGCGGGCACUCAGCUGCGCCCGCUCACACCUCUACUGCGAACCUUGCUGGACCCGACUGGAACGUUGCGCGUUAUGCAGAGAGACCUUGCCGCCUAAAGAUUCUCCAUACGCCAAGAAUUUAGUCGCCGAACAGGUUUUCGAAGCAAUAGCAACCGAAUAUGAAAUAAAAGACACCCACAAAAAACCGAAAGCCUCUGUGUCUGCUUACAAUUCACCAAACAGAUCUCCAAAUAUCUCACCCGCGGUCAGCCGCAAGGGACAAUACCGUCUUACAGCCAUGAAUAGAAAGAAAACCGUCCAUUUUAACGAUAAAUUUGGCCAAAAUUACAGUUCCGAUCCUAAUAUACACCGUUCCUUACAUACUCAAGAUUUUAAACAACAAAAUUUUAGUAAUUUCCAACAAUCUACCACGUGUGCUGAAAAUUCUACUAACUUACAUAGUAAAUCCCAACCUGGCAACUCUGGAUGUGGCUGUCAAAAAAAUCAAAUUCAGAACGACGUUCCGAAAAUGACAGACAGCACUUCAAACAAUGCACAAUGUGUUGAGGCAAAGGAAUGCCAUGCACACUGUCAAAAUUUGCAGCACAAACUGGUGGCAAAACUGAGACAAGCGUGUUCGUUAGCGGAUUUACAAAAUAUUGCUGUGCAAAGUUGUGCACUAUCGAGAUCCUUGAAUAAUUUGGGCGAAUGCAAAGGACACACGCAUCAUAGUAAUUCUCUAGAUAAUUUGAAGAGUAGCGGUGUAAAUGUGCCUGAUACUCCCGUGUUCGUUUUGUCGGCGCCACCCAUCUAUGUAUUGACUUGUGACCACAACCAGGACAAAUGAUUAUUUUAUAUAGAAUGGCACUUUCAAUGUAUAUAAUUUACUAAUUAUAAUGUAUCCAAUUUUUAACAUUUUUAUUUUUAUAAUGAAAACAAUCAUAUUUAUACUG
Galleria mellonella (greater wax moth) is the source of this 1563-nucleotide messenger RNA. RefSeq lists its product as uncharacterized. The coding region runs from base 180 to 1457 and encodes 425 amino acids. Gene Ontology annotation, molecular function: protein binding. The record is from RefSeq and is a predicted model, not a curated record. The transcript has 10 exons. NCBI's taxonomy places the organism in Eukaryota, Metazoa, Arthropoda, Insecta, Lepidoptera, Pyralidae.